AGACGAACACUUCUUUUUCUAUCUGAGUAACUCAAGCAGGUAAAUUACAGAAAGUUCAAUUUUAUUUAAAGCAGUUAAUUAAAAGGCUAUAAAUCAUAUAAUCAAAUUAUUUUGCGGUUCGAAGUAAAGAAAAAAGAGGGUGACUUCUGCAAGUGGAAAAGUUGUAGAUAAUCAAAUCAAAUAGACGGCAGCGCCAACGCAUUCACUUGCACGAGUAUCAAACCCCCCAAAAAGUAAGUGCAGCAUACGAAACGGAGAUAAAAGGAAUAAAAAGAUUAUAAAGAAAAAUUAAGGGAAAACUAAUUAAAACAUGUCGGCGGCACAAGUAGAAGUGCAACAGAACAACGAGGACCAAAAAUUAGGUGAAGUGAGUAAAGCGGCCGCCAACGACACGGACACUGACACCGACACAGCCGUAACUACCCCAAAAACUAUGAACGAGAACAAUAAUGCGGUGGAUAAGACGGCUAAAAUGGAUAUGUCAACCACCGCGCAAGAGGCGACCGACAAUGGUGUGAAUAAAAAGGAAUUAGCUGAAAAUUACAAAAAUCAGGGAAAUGAGAUGUUAAAAAACAAGGAAUUCAAUAAAGCGAUUGAAGCGUACACCAAAGCCAUAGAAUUAUAUCCAUGCGCUAUUUACUAUGCCAACCGUUCACUAGCUCAUCUGCGGCAAGAGAGUUUUGGAUUCGCGCUGCAGGAUGGUAUCGCUUCUGUUAAAACCGACCCUGCAUAUUUGAAGGGGUACUAUCGUCGUGCCGCAGCUCAGAUGUCUUUGGGGAAAUUCAAGCAAGCCUUAUCAGACUUUGAAUAUGUCUCAAAAUGUCGUCCUAAUGACAAAGACGCUAAACUUAAAUUCACGGAAUGCAAUAAGAUAGUCAAGAUGCGUGCUUUCGAACGUGCCAUCGCAGUUGAUACGCCCGAAAAAACGUUAGCCGAAAUGUACAAAGAGUUGGAAGAUAUAGCUAUUGAAGAUGCCUACACGGGGCCGGCCCUCAAAGAUAACAAAGUAACAUUAGAAUUCAUGCUGGAACUAAUGGAACAUUAUAAAAACCAAAAAAUCCUUCAUCGGAAAUACGCUUACAAAAUACUCUGCGAUAUCGACGAAUACAUGCGUACACAGCCUUCUUUAAUUGACAUUCACGUGCCCGACGAAUCGAAGUUUACAAUUUGUGGUGAUAUUCACGGUCAGUUCUAUGAUCUUAUGAAUAUCUUCCAAAUAAAUGGCUUGCCAUCACCGACGAAUCCGUACCUAUUCAAUGGCGACUUUGUUGAUAGAGGCUCAUUUUCCGUGGAGUGUAUAUUUACACUAUUUGGCUUUAAACUUUUAUAUCCAAAUCACUUUUUCAUGUCACGAGGAAAUCAUGAGAGCAUUAAUAUGAAUCAAAUGUACGGCUUCACUGGUGAAGUAACGGCUAAAUAUACAUCGCGCAUGGCUGAUAUGUUCACGCGUGUAUUCAACUGGUUGCCACUAUGUCACUGUAUCAACAAAAAAGUGCUGGUUAUGCAUGGUGGACUAUUCUCAAGUGAUAAUGUCGUUUUGGACGAUCUGCGUCGUAUUGAACGUAAUUGCCAGCCACCAGAAGAGGGACUUAUGUGCGAACUAUUAUGGUCCGAUCCACAGGCAUGGCCUGGUCGUGGACCCUCGAAACGUGGUGUGGGCAUACAAUUCGGGCCCGAUGUCACAAAGGCGUUCUGUAAGCGAAAUAAUCUGGAAUAUAUCGUACGAAGUCAUGAAGUCAAAGAUAUGGGUUACGAAGUUACUCAUGAUGGCCAGUGCAUUACGGUAUUUUCAGCACCUAAUUAUUGUGAUACUAUGGGCAAUAUGGGCGCAUUUAUAACAAUAAAAGGCAACGAUUUGUACCCAUAUUUCGAACCAUUCGAGGCUGUGCGUCACCCCGAUGUCAAGCCAAUGGCAUAUGCAAACAGCUUAAUGAGUUUGCUCGCGUAGUCAUAUAGUUUAAGUUGGCUCUGUAUAGUUUAUAAAGUGGGCAAACGUUUAAGCAACUAUUGUAUUAUUCAAUAAAAAUCAACAAACGACGAAAACAACAACAACAGACAUCAGCAUGCCGUAUGAACACUACCGCGAAUUCAACUCACAAAUCGCUUGCGAAACACAGAGCUUUUCAAAGGAGUUUUCAACUUUGUUUUUAAAACAUUAACUGGUGCUUAGAGUAUAGAAACCCAAGAAUGAAUAUAAAACUGCUGGCUACAAUCAGUACUUUUUAAACCCCCCUAUGUGGAUACGCAUAUAUUAAUAUUAUUUUGAAUAACGUACCACAUUGGACAUUUUAAUAGUCAUUUGUAUAAAAAGCAAAUACGCCUUAUUUUAGCGUAUCAAAAGCAGAAAGCAGCUAUUAUUUGGGAAAAUUACCUUUGAUCCAAUUACAUAAUCUAAACAUUUAUACUUAAAUAGACAAUGAUGUGGUUAAUUCAGUUUUUCAUUUAUUGAAAGUUAAAUAAACGUUCAUUAAAAAGCGUUGGUAAACUUGAGUGUGGUAUGAUGGCAUCAUAAUUGGAAUUUGUACAAUAUGUUUUAUUUAAAUUGAAAUAUUUGCGCCUUAACAUAUGUUUUGCAAUUUUUUACAAACGCGUUGAGUGAUCUUAAAUGCUUUUAGUUGUAUUUUACUUUACUUUAAACACUUAUGCCAUGCUAAAAAAUUUAUAGAAAUAGAGAAUGAAAAAAAAAAUACAUAUUUGCUAUGAACGGAUACGAAAUUGUGGUUUUCAUGUACGUAUACGUAUGUAUAUGUAUUUAUAUAAAAAAAAAAAAAAACAA
Anastrepha obliqua is the source of this 2776-nucleotide messenger RNA. RefSeq names its product serine/threonine-protein phosphatase 5 (gene PpD3). Bases 311 to 1948 code for a protein of 545 amino acids. The transcript has 8 exons. The record is from RefSeq and is a predicted model, not a curated record. Gene Ontology annotation, molecular function: protein serine/threonine phosphatase activity; protein binding. NCBI's taxonomy places the organism in Eukaryota, Metazoa, Arthropoda, Insecta, Diptera, Tephritidae. Gene Ontology annotation, cellular component: nucleus; cytosol.